CGGCGGGCGGUCGCGCGUCUCUGGCGGACACGCUACCCGCAGCAGCAGCAGCAGCUCCGACCGCGCGUGAGAGGCAGCCAUGCCGAGCACCAGCCUCCUGGGAAGCCGCCGGCCAGCCGGGGUCACUGGCACCCAUCGGGGUCAGUGCGCCGCUUGCGCGAUGCUCGUCCUCGUGCUCAUGGUCUCUGCCGCACGGGCAGCCCCGACCACGCCGCAGCCUGCCUCUACGGACAGCGUGAACGUGACGGCAGUGGCGACUGCAGUGGUGACCACCGAAGUCAACAGCACCGGCGGCGGCGGCGGAGCCGAGACGGGCUUCUCGUGCGAGGGGCGCAUUUUCGGCUACUACGGGGACCCGGGAAACUGCUCGCUGUUCCACUACUGCGAGCCGUUCGCCGACCCGGAGAACAACCAGUUCGUGCUGCACGCCGCCUACCUGUGCCCCAACGACACCGUGUUCAACCAGCUGAGCCUGACGUGCGCCUACGCUCACGAAGCGCUGCCGUGCCGCCGCGCGCCCGAGUACUACUACAUCAACUCGCACGUGGUGCCCGCAGACAGCAGCCAGGACAGCGCACAGGGCUCUACGACUGACUCGGGAGGCAGCUCGACGGCGGCACCGGAAGGAACGACGACGACGACCACGACCGGGGCGCCCCCUGCGGACCAGGUGGCCACAUCGUAGGACACGGCCGAGUGCCGGGGCGGCAUUGCGGGGCCGCCGCCUCGGCUGUACAUACCCUCCGCUGCGAUUCUUGCGACCGCUUUUUGUACCGCUCCACUUCGUUGCUGCACCGAGAGGCCGGCCACCACCAUCCGCCGGCACCCAUCCAACUUCUCCGCAUGGAAGCCCGGCGGCCGACGUUCAACACGGCGUUGUACGGCGCUGCCCUGCGACAUGAAGCAUUAUUAAACCAAAACAUUCCAGCCACCAUCCUGUCGUUCGCUCCUUUCACCGCGUAUCGCGAUGACCCGUCAGCAGCGUCGCGCUGCUAACCGCGCGGUAGCGUGUUCCGAACGCGACCACCUCGACUGCAUUUCAAUAAAAUCAGCACACGAACAGGCA
Molecule: messenger RNA, 1066 nt
Organism: Dermacentor andersoni
Lineage: Eukaryota; Metazoa; Arthropoda; Arachnida; Ixodida; Ixodidae
Cellular component (GO): extracellular region
Molecular function (GO): chitin binding
Source: RefSeq, a predicted model, not a curated record